GUUUUGACAAUCAAGUUUUCUCACACUUCACUUGAAGGAUUCCUGUCUCGUGUCAUCGUCAUCAUCACACGAGCAUCAACAUGCUAGUAGUCCUUGCCGUACUCGCCGUUGUCCUAAGCAUUGUCCUUGAGCCAGCUAGCGCAUCCCUGUCGCUAGCGCUGAAUGCCAGUUGCCAUACCUUCGUGUACCGUGGCAGUCCCGGUCCGCUCAUGUCGGAAUUCCUGGCCGCGAAGGCGGCGUUUCACGACGAGUCUGCCGUGUGUUUCCAGCAAGAUGUCGACUUGCUGCGACAGUCGACUGCCAUUCUGUACUACCCGCGGCACGAUGCACAUGCCGCCAAGUCCUGCUUGCUUCGUGGCUUGCCUUCGGCCGAAACGUACACUGGUCCAGUGUCUGCAGUAGACCUCGUGGCAUUUGUGAACCAACGAGCGCAUACGCACCGCCUCCCUGACGGGCAGAUCAAUCCCCUCGCGUCCAUCGCCCGCGCGUUGGAGUCUCAAUUGUUCACCGUCCCCGCGACGACGUCGUCCUGCAAGACUGUUGCUGCCCACGACAUGACUCCUGAACUCUUCGAGCAGUUCAUUCUGCGCAAUGAGCCGUUGAUCAUCCAGCGGGCCGCGCCAGAGCUAGUUAACGCCACGGAGUGGUCCACCCAGUCGCUUCUCGAACGCAUUGGCAGCCGCCAAGUUCAUGUCAAGGUAUCCCCCACUGGCGACUUUGAAGGCUGCGAGCCGCUGGCGUGGUGGGAAGGCGCGAAUGACACCAUUCCAGACUUUGUGCUCAAGAAUUUGGAGUCCCCAGACAGAGUGUUGGUACGUCCGGCUGCCGCGAACAUGGCGUUUUCGUCGUUUGUGAAUCGUUUAACGACGGCUUUGCCGUCGACCACGUCAUAUUAUUUGGAGUAUUUGUCCAUGGCUACGUACGUUCCCGAGUUGCUAACGAACGCGCCUCAAUUCCCGUGGGCCACGUCAUCGUUUCUGCAGCUGGACGUGGCAAACUUGUGGUUUGGCGACGGCAAAAGUGUGGGCAAACUCCACUUUGACGCGUACGAAAACUUGAUGACAAUGGUUUCAGGCCAAAAGCAGUUUGUCCUGUACGACCCAUCGGACAACACGCGGCUGUACGAAGGGCACAUUCGCGAGGUACGAGGGGACAAAAAAGGGUGGGUACACGAACGGGUGGUGUAGGCGCAAUACGAAAUGGACGCGUCUGGUGAUGGGUUUUACAGGCGUAAACUCAUGGAAUCCACAUCGAUGGUCAACAGCCCCGUGGAUAUCAACGACCCGGCCGACGUGACGAGAUACCCUCGUUUUGCCCAAGCCAACGCAUUGCGAUGUACCGUGAACGAAGGCGACACCCUUUUUGUGCCGUCGUUUUGGUGGCACGAGGUGAUUUCGACCCCCGCGACCCAUGAAGCCCGCAAUGUGGCGGUGAAUUACUGGUACAAACCACUGUACACCAAAGACUUUCCGUGCAAAUCGUGCCGCGUUCGGUUCAAUUUGGCCUACGAACACGUCCUUCGGUCCCUCCAGAGCAAGAAGGAGGAGCAAUCUCGAGACGAACUGUAAUAAUCGAUAGCAUUACAGCUUGCUUUUGUACACUGUCUUUUGUCGCGUGAGCUCGGCAACGUAUGCAUCCUGCGCCGAUUGCUUGGUCGACCCCUUCUUGGCCGCCCACGCAUCCCACUUGGCACGACCAGCCACGUCGAAUACCCCUGGACGAGACGUCGUGUUGUCUCCCUUUGUAGCUUGCUUGAAGAGCGCAUACAGCUUGAGCUUGUCGGCGUUGGAAGGGGUAGUCGCAGGGGUCCAUCCGCUCAAAUGGCUUGCCACCACGGCCUCAAACUCGUCCUUCGAGUAUGCCAUGUUGUUGCUCGACGGUUCCAG
Aphanomyces astaci is the source of this 1886-nucleotide messenger RNA. RefSeq lists its product as hypothetical. The coding region runs from base 81 to 1187 and encodes 368 amino acids. Gene Ontology annotation, molecular function: 2-oxoglutarate-dependent dioxygenase activity. The transcript is spliced from 3 exons. The record is from RefSeq and is a predicted model, not a curated record. Lineage: Eukaryota; Oomycota; Saprolegniomycetes; Saprolegniales; Verrucalvaceae.